Molecule: messenger RNA, 3877 nt
Organism: Zootoca vivipara (common lizard)
Lineage: Eukaryota; Metazoa; Chordata; Lepidosauria; Squamata; Lacertidae
Gene: PODXL
Product: podocalyxin like
Biological process (GO): positive regulation of cell-cell adhesion mediated by integrin; regulation of microvillus assembly; negative regulation of cell-cell adhesion
Cellular component (GO): apical plasma membrane; microvillus membrane
Source: RefSeq, a predicted model, not a curated record
AUGCGAUUCUAUGAUUCAGCUCACCGACAUAAUACAGUAAUUGAAAAGGGGUGGGGAAUCCGCCGCUUGACCCUCAAGCUUGGCCAAGAGAAACCCACUCCCUCGCAGAGAAAAAAAGAGAGUGGGAGGGAUCCAACAGACAGACAGACGUUCUGGCCAAUCGCCGCUCGGGAAAACCUUCAGCCAUUCAGGGAGCCCGCUUGGAGAGCUACGGACCAAUCAGAGCGCCGCCUCCUUCCUCGGCGUUCGAUCGUAGUAGCCGGGUCCCAGCUUGCGGGAUCGCAGUCCGGGCAGCAGCAGCAGCACAGCAGCCAAGGUGUCUGUUGCGUCCGCGCGAACAAAGGCAGCUGUGCGCAAUCGGGACUAGCGGCGUGCGCAGGCACCCAAAAGCGGACGAGGAGGAAAAGAGGCAGGGCGCUCUGCAGUAAUUGGUGGUGCAACGCCGGGCUCGCUCUGCUGCUGGAAGCGCAGAAUCUGCUGGCUUGGGGGUCCCGGAUCUUGCCCCCCCCCACCGCCAAACACCAUAAGCCAGAUCUCCACGAGAAGAGGCGAGGGGGGUCCCGAGCAAACGGCCCCGAGGGGACAACAAAGGAGGGAAAGGAGGAGGCAACGUGGGCUUGGCGUCGCCCCACCAGCUCGCCGCUUUCUGCUUGCCUCCACCGCCCCCAGGAAAAGGCUGAUCAUCCUACCGGGGGUCGGAUCUCCGGCAAAGUUCGCCUGACGAGGCAUCCCGGCCAGCGGGUCCGCGCUCUUCCCAUGCGCAGAGGGGAACCCGGAGCAGCGCUCGCCAUGCGCUCGGCGCUGCUGCUGCUGCUCGGCGUAAUCUCCUCCUGCAGGGGAACUACCGUAGCUGGAACCACGAUUGGCACGUCGGUGAAGCCCACUGCUAAGCCCACCACGUUAACCCCCGGAAUUACUGCUUCUCCACCGGCGAUCGUGACGACCCUGAAGACCACCGCCUCUGCUACUGCAGCCAAAAGCAGUGUCUCGACAACUGCACCCCAAACAGGAAGGCCCCCACCAACUACGUCCACGGGGACCACUAAUAAACCAGCAGGCACAACAAGUGGAGUCAAGGGGUCUCUUACCACCACAGCUACAUCAGUGGCUGCAAUCACCCCCCAACCGCCCUCUGCGACCGUAGUGGCGUCGACCAAAGCUACGUCUGCGAGGCCCCAAGAGACGACGUUGUCCUUGACAGGCGUUGCGUCAAAAGCGACGGCCUCGACGCCACACGCUGGAGUUGUGGCGACAAGUGCCCGGACUCAGAAGCCAGGCAGUUCAGCUGCUACCACUCCAGGGAAGAGCCCGGGCACUACCAGCACAACGCCAGGUUCAAGAGCAGUCACCACUGUUGCUUCUACAGCAGAGAAAUCUACAAGCAAGACCAUUGUCCCUGCUACAGUGCCCACAGAGAAGCCAAAGAAAGCUGAGUCAACGACAAGAAUGGCGACAACGAAAGGACUUGGGGGGACGGCGGGCAGCACAGCCAUGCAUACAGCGGGAGCGGUUACAUCACCCCCCGGCUCAAGCUCUGGGACUUCAGUCCCAAGGAAGACCCCCUCAGCCUCUCCGCAGCCACCCGUCGCAUCUCCUGAUACUUCUUUCAUAGCCCAGGCCAAGAUUGUUUGUGAAAAAGCGGUGCCACCCGAAGACCAGGCAAUCAUUUUGACCUUGAACCAAUCCACGCCAUGUAACAGUUUGGAGAAGAGCCCCGCAAAAGAGCUUCUCUUGAAUGUCCUCUGCAAAGCGGUGAAACCCACCUUCAACCAGAGCCGGGAUGGGUGUUUGGCGAGGCUGGCCUCCAAAGACGACCCCAAGUACUUGGCUGUCCUCGAGGUCGCUGUGUUGACAAACUCUGCGGAUAAGGAGCUGUUUGACUCUUUGGCGGCGAAGAUGGAAGAGCUGGAAAAGAUUGGAGUGAAGAACAUCACCCACGGUGGCAGGAGCAGGGACCCCGACAUGGAGGAUCGCUUCAGCAUGCCCCUGAUCAUCACCAUUGUCUGCAUGGCUGCCUCUCUGCUACUUGGCGCCGCCAUCUACGGCUGUUGCCACCAACGCCUCUCCCACAAGAAGGACCAGCAGCGCCUGACCGAGGAACUUCAGACAAUGGAGAACGGUUACCACGACAACCCGACCCUGGAGGUGAUGGAGACCUCCUCGGAGAUGCAGGAGAAGAAGGUCAACCUGAACGGGGAGCUUGGAGACAGCUGGAUUGUCCCUAUGGAUAGCCUAACGAAAGAGGAUCUGGAGGACGAAGAGGACACACAUUUAUAAUUGCUUGGGGCUUUUUUUGUUUUUUAAAGGAAAGAGAGAGAGAACUUUGUGCUAAGCAAAAAUUUCAAAACACUGAAAACUCAAAACUUGCAGCCACAAGUGCCGACAUGCAGAAGGAGCCUCGUGGUUAUUGGGCGAGAGGAUUUGUCGAGGGGCAUCUGCCGUGGCCAAAUCCUUUGUUUUGUUUGUUUUUGUUUUUUAAAAUCCCAUUAGCUUUCUAAGCAAAUUCUAUGUGUUGGUGUGUGUAUAUGUGUAUAUAUAUAUAUUUUUAAAGACCGUGCCUCCUAUUUAAUUGUUGAUUAGGGCAGGCAGGAGUGUUUGGAACUAGGGAUUUGUCGCUCCCUUUCCCCUCCGGAUGCUAAGGGACCAUGAGAGCAGGGCUGGAUGUACUGCUCAUUUUAACAGGAGCCAAGGUUCUAGUCCUCAUGGCCGCAGAGAAAAAGGUGGGAGCGCCUGUUCAGAGGACAGAGUUGGAGCUGAACUUCUGCCGUUUGUGGGCAGCCUGAUAAGGCAUCGCUCCCUCACGGUUAACAGCCGCAGGGGGGCGCAUUAUGCAAAAACUCAAGCAGAUAUGCAAAACCCGGGGUGCAUUGGGCUCCAACAUACAGGAGACUCUGGAUAUUGGCAACAGGGCACAGCGUUAAAAGCAUUCUCCCGAUCUUCGUAGGUCAGGAUCAGGCCAUUAACUAGCCCGUUCCAGUACGUAAGCAUUUUGCAACAAGACAGCUGGCGCCUGCACUGAAUAUGUGCCAGCCAUGCUAGGAAGAUUCCGUUGUUGUUUCUGCAUUCUUCCUGUAGAAUGCAAAUUUGGCGUCAGGGUUUGUGCAAGAAUGAAGCACCGCAAAACCCAAAUGGGCUACGACUGGGAGCAUUAGCCCAGUGGCACAAUUUCAGGAAAGAGAUUUGUAUGCAGGAACAUAGGAGCUGCCUUAUACUUGACUAGAAGACACUGAGCUCAUCUAGCUCAGUACUGUUCUACACUGGCCGGCAGUGAUUCUCCAGGGUUUCAGGCCAGUUUGACCUGGAGAUGCCGGGGAUCAUCGAGCCUGGGACAUUCUGCAUGCAGAGCAGAUGUUCUACCGCUUAAGCUAUGGGCCGUCGCCUUGUACGUGGGAGCAAGGCAAGGCCCGCAGCAAUGUUGAUAGGCCCACUUUGAAAACUAUUCCAAGGCUAAAUAUCGAAAAGAAAAAAGAGGGGGGGGGAUAUAAUAUGCAUUGCUAAAGGGAUCCACACCAAUCUGCGCCCCACCCCCUUUCCAAGAGCAUCUCAUGUUUUUCUUCUUAAUAGUAGCUAUAGCAAUAUUUAGUCAAUGGAGGUUGAAACAGUCACCCAUUCCUUUCAUUGAAAGACAAGGACGGUGGCGAUGGGGUUUGUGCCUUUGACAUGCAUGGUUUGAUCCAUAAACUCAUUUAAUGGUGCAAUUUAGGGCGUAAAGCUACUGAGUGAUCGAACUUGCAUGUGCUGCAUAAUAGGGGGUCUUAGCUGUGGGGUCUGAAACAGCGGAACAUUUGCAAAGGGAAGCUUGUUUCUCUGUGGAAAGGGAAUUGGACGAUGCCCCAAAGCCUCGUUGGGCUCUUUCAGGCUCCCAAAUUUGCCCUUU